Molecule: messenger RNA, 1566 nt
Organism: Rhagoletis zephyria (snowberry fruit fly)
Lineage: Eukaryota; Metazoa; Arthropoda; Insecta; Diptera; Tephritidae
Source: RefSeq, a predicted model, not a curated record
AUGGAUUUCAAUAUCAAUCCCAACGAAUGUGUGUCCAACAUUGUGAACACUAUAAAGUCUAAUGGAAGUUUUGAUCUGUUUCGACGUGAAUGUCUCUCCGAUGUAGACACAAAGCCAUCGUACCGAAAUCUUAUUCAGCGAGUGGAUAUAUGUGUCAACAAGUUUUUUUCUAAGCAAAGCUGGAAUCCAUCAUUAAAUAAAGCUCAGCUAAGAAAUCGCCUUCGAAAUGAAAUAAAUGACGCUGACCAAGUCAGAAAUGGAAUUCAUCACUUGGUGGAUCAAAUAGUAAACACCAAAGUUAGAUCAGAAUUUAAGGAAAAAAUCGAGAAAUCACUGAAAGAUUAUCUUGGAAUAAAAGAUCCCGAAGAAGCGCCAAUUGAAAGUGAAGAAUCAUCAAGCAAGCCUGGCAAUGAUGAAAGUGCUGCUAAUGAUCAGAAAGAUGAAGACAAAAAUAUUGAAAAUGUCAUUGAAAGUCAAAAUGAGCCUCUUUUGCCUGAAAAGGAGAACAUGGAACAGAUUUCGGACGAGGAGGACUUUGACAGAAUGAGCAUUGAUAGUAGUAGCAGUUGUGGUGGUAUCAGCAGUAGCAGUGGCAGUAGUCUCAUUGACAGCGAAUCAUUGCCUUCACCACAUAAAUCUGAAGUGCCUUCUCCUGAGCAUGAAGCUAUUUCUGAUAAAGAGAAUCCAGAAACCAAUGAUGCAUCUGCAGAAAAAGCAGAAAACGAGCUUUCACUGGAGGAGAACUUCGAAUCACGAACAAGUGCAUCAGAACUUUGCACAAAGCAGUACGAUGAAUCCAGCCUCGAUGUUGCUGAUGUUUCUCAUGCUGACUCUGCUUCUAAUUCUACAACGCAACAAUUUGCCGAUGAGUCUGUUGCCACAAACGAUGGCUCUGAAUCACCUUCAAAAGAUGAAAGUGACCACCUCACAAUCACAGCUUCAAAUGAAAUACUGGAGUCAACUGAAAGCACAUCGAAUGUUGUAAAAGAAGAAGAGGCUGAAAUGAAAGAACCAGCAGAAAUGUCGGAUCUCAGUUCAGUUCAUACCAGCGAUUUAUCCGAUUUUGAUGAUGAAAUAUCUAUCUCAUCUGAUGAUGAUGGCCAUAAGGAUUCAAAGAAAAAGAAAAUUAGCCUCAAAGUUGUCAAAGAGCUGACUGCUUCCAUUUUUGAGGAAAAGAAAUCAACUGAAAUCGAAGUGGACGAUUCUAGUGAACAGGGACCAUCAAAUAAAAGUACGGCAUCGAGUGAUUCGGAAAACGACAAGUUAAAACGGAAACGAAAGAAAAAUCCUAAAUUUGAGUCGUAUGAACCUGUUAAAAAGUUGAAGAAAUCCACCAGUAUUAAAAAGCCAGUUCCGGAGAACAGUGGAAAGGGCAAGAAACAAGAGAUUAAAGAAGGUGCCAGUACGAGGCAGAGUCUGAAACGCAAACAAGGUGAGGCACCGGCUGGAAAAGGCGAUGCAAAACUAACCAACUUGAGAACAAGACAAGCUUCCCUGUCUUCGGAAUUUGCCGAAAAGACCCCGGCGGAGAAGAGAGGUCGUGGUAGACCGAAGAAAGCUAUGUAA